UUCUCAGGCUCAUAAUUUCUUAGAGAGGAUGAAGAUGAUAACAGAAAAUUUUGUUUUGCCUGUCAGAAAGAGAGCAGGAUCUUGCAGACAGGCCUUAACGUCUCUGCUGUCAUACCUCUGGGACGUUUACUCGGCACCUUCUCCUGCGGGCAGAGACAUCCUCACUCUGCUGUCUCUCUGUUUCACACUUGCAUGUGUUACUGGUGGCUUGCUUCACCACUGGCUGUCAAAGAGUCUGAGAUAUGAUUACGAAGCAUCGGUUCAAACUGUCAGUAUCUACAGUGUGAGCAUGUUUCUGGUCUCCUUCCUGUGCCAUCCCCUGCGCUGUGUGCUAACAAUGAUCCUUCCUACAGUUUGCACCAAACAAGGACGGAAACUCCUCAUCACGGCCUCUGUCAUGAUUUUGGUGCUGAAUGUCAUCCCUAAUAUCACAGUAAAUGUGGGAGCAGUGGCACGCAUCCUGAAGUGCACUGCUGAGGGUUUUGCAAAGACUUUAUUAAACUCAUCUGAACCUUUGAACAAAGCCAAGACAGACCUUGUUGAAGAAGCCAUCAAAGUAAAGUGGGAGGACUUGAGCAUUGUUACCAACUUAAGGACUUUGGAUCAUUACACACAUAUUGAUGUGUCUGAUGUCAAAAGCAUGUUUACCAAGAUAAUUGGGAAGAUAGAGGUCAACUUCUCACAUGCCAGGAACCUCCUCAGAGAAUACAAAUUGCUGUCAAACCGGAUUCUUGCUGCCGUCUUUGUUGCACUGCUGAUCGCUGAAUCUGCACGCUACUUGAAAUCUUAUCUGACAUCAGUUCGUUUUGAUAAUGGGUACAUCUCCAAAGAGCUCUUGCAAAAACUGCCAAUCAAUGAAAGGCCAGCUAAAAAUAAAAUCAAUCUUGAAAACUGUAAAGUAAUAAGUCAGGAAUGUUCCUCUUGUUUCCUAUCACUGAUUGUGGUAACUUUAUAUUUCAUUGCAAUAACCCUAAUAGUAGUUUUGGAUCAUGUUGUGUACUACAUAGUUCAGAUGAUUGCACCAUGGUUGCUGGACUUUCCACCUACAUCUGCUGUUAUAAGUGUCAAUUAUAAGGUUCAGUGGUUCCCCCCUGCGUUUUGCAUUAUCCCACAAUCCUGCAUCAAACGGGAGCUGGUAAACUUCCACAGGGAUUACAAGUGGAAUUUCAGCCCUGGGCCAUCUCUCUGUGAUGUGACAACUUCAGCUCCAAACCUGGGAGUCACACUCCUGCUGGGAUGUCUCUGGCUGAUGAGCUACUUUCUGGUUUUCCUUGAGGUUUAUGCAAGGCGGCUACGCAGAAAAAUCUCUGCAUCCUUCUUCAGAAAGCAGGAGGAGAAGAGAAUAGCUUACUUGAUGAGGAAAAUGCACGUGAAGAAAAAUAAAAAACACCAAAAAGGGGACAUUUCUGUUCAUGUGCAAAUUUGAAUGACAUGUAACAGCUAAUGAAUCGACUGCUAUGACAUUGGGUUGCAUGUUUAGACCAUUUGGAUCAACUUAUCUAGUGGUACUUUCACUUUGUGAUGUAACCAAAGUUGUGUGGAUGUGUAAUUUUGUAUAUUGGUAUGAUCUGUCCUGUUAGUCUAUGUCCAUACUUUUAAUUACGAACUCUAAUAGAAUAGCUUUGCUUGAUUCACAGUUCAAAAAGUUAUCUUAUACUGGGCUUUGGUGCAGCCCCUCUCUUUAUUCUCUAUCCCUACUCACACCCAUCAAAGCCAACUGUAGAUUUUUUUUUGAUUUUUUGCAAACAAAAGGUUCAUGCCCACAGAGCUGUGUAUUUGUGUCAUAUUAAGGCUGACGCAAGAGUACAAGAGUAGAAAUAAUAGAGCUGUCUCAAUCCUGACCUUUUGGCUCACAGGGUUUACCUGCACAUACACUGAUCUGACUAAAGGUAAUUAUUUUUGGUCCAGGUGUUGGAUUUAUAACAUUUAUGUUUAAUAUUGCCGAUGAUGCCCUGUAAAAAGUUCAUUUUUAUUUUGUGUAGUGGGCCUCAGCAAGCUGAAGCAUCAUAAGCCUCCGCUGACUGAUCUUGAAGGUAAAGCCUCCCAGAUGCUAAAGUGACUGUUUCUUGUUUUCUUUGAUGUCUGUAUCAUUCGGUGGUCUUCUCUGUUUCUGUUUUGCAAAAUGUAAACUGAAUACAGUGCAUCCUGUGUAUGAGUCACAGUUAUAACACCUUUCCUCUGUAAGCGAGUCAACAAACGCCUCUUCAAACCUCCCGCCUGUGGUUCAAAGCGAUGCACCAGCACUUCUGCUGAAUCUGCAUCUUGUUUUGGACAGAGACUCGCCUGGUAACUUUUUCCCCCCAUGAUAUCAUCACAGAGCAAUGUUUUCCGUGUUCUCUUUUAUUUCUUUUAUUUCUCUGCGAGUUAGCCUUCUUUCUUUUUUUACCACUCAGCCCCACUAGAUGCCACUAUGGUGCUUUGGACAGCUGGGGACAAAGACUAAUAAGAGGUAGCAGUUUCUGUCAGGAAAUGAACAGUAACAGGUCGGAUCUUACAGUUUUUUGAACACUGUACUGACCUGAAUAGCUUUAAUAGAUUAAAUGAAUCUGUUUCAUCCACAUGUCCAAUGAUUCGCCAGCUUAUUUUAAUCACAGUGCCCCUAUUUCCUUUCUCUUUUGCAUAUCAGUAUGCUCCUGCUUUAAAUUCCCAUGAGGCUGUGAGGGUUUAUUUUAAGACCUCAUCCCAGAAUAUUAAUAGAAGACUUCUUCAUCGUCUAUUUUUACUCCUGACUUUUGGCCACUUCACAAUUGUCUCAGCAGCGUAGAGAUGAUAAUAAUAAAUUAUUCAGAUUUUCUCUGAUAUUAUGAGUUAUUACUCCCGUGUUAUAAUAAAUAAAACAAAAUAAAAUAAAUCCCUUUAUCAUCCUUUUUAUGUAUAUUUUUCAUGAAAUCUGACAUAUAUCUUUGACAAA
This is a messenger RNA of Oreochromis aureus, 2911 nucleotides long. RefSeq names its product osteoclast stimulatory transmembrane protein. Gene Ontology annotation, cellular component: membrane. The transcript has 3 exons. Bases 29 to 1426 code for a protein of 465 amino acids. Lineage: Eukaryota; Metazoa; Chordata; Actinopteri; Cichliformes; Cichlidae. The record is from RefSeq and is a predicted model, not a curated record.